Molecule: messenger RNA, 441 nt
Organism: Neurospora tetrasperma FGSC 2508
Lineage: Eukaryota; Fungi; Ascomycota; Sordariomycetes; Sordariales; Sordariaceae
Exons: 1
Coding region: 1-441 (146 amino acids)
Source: RefSeq, a predicted model, not a curated record
AUGGCGCCACACCUUUCAACUACGAGCGGCGACGAGGGCGAAGGUGCCAGUGCCAGUCACCCUAUUGAUGCCUCUAUCAUCAACCACGGUAACGCAAUCGAGACCACAUCUCAUCACAUCAUGGCGGCUGCGUCUCCAGCUUCUGGCCAGGUCAUCGGCAGCAUCAUCCACCAGGGUACCGGUUCAUUUUUGAAUCCCAUCGAAGCUCAGGCCGGCAAUUUCAUUCCGUCCGCCAAUACCACUCAAACCAUUGGUCCAGUCUUCAAUGAUAUCCCAGCUCAGGCCGCCAGUCCGUUUAUGGACUUACCAGCUCAAGAAGGUGCCGAUCCCAUUCCGGAAGAAGGUGCAGUUCCAGUUGCCGAUCCAUUCAUCCUCGACUUUGAUAUUUCCGUUUUCAAAAAGGUUUUAGGCAACGGUAUUCCCUGUGGUCAGCCGGCCUAG